UUUUCUAGUUGGUGCGAUCUGGUAACACAAAAAUAAAAAAAACAAAUGCGUAAGAAGUUGGCGGAUAACUAAUAAUGUUUUUGAAUGACAUAGGCCAGCCCCUAAAGGUGGAAUCAGGAAAGGCUUACAGUUCUUAUGAGGAGCACUGUGGAGCUUUGCUCUUUUCAUCAGCCGCCUCAGGAGAUCUAAUUAUUCCACAAAAUUGGUGCAAUCUGGCUGUAGGGUCUCAGCUGGACAUCUCACGGCUGAAAUCCCAAAAAUCUGUUUCAGAGAGCUGCACAUUUAAAACCCUGCUUCCAAAUAAUCCUACCCGAAUAGUUUACGAUGGAAACGAGAUCACCAUUACAUUGAUACCAGCAGGAAAAAAAGAAAACGGCUUGGAGUGCCAUUUGUUCUAUAUAGAAAACGGCCAUACACGAUAUUUGAUUGUGGAGUGCCUUUCAGGCUACCUGGACUUUUUGCCGAAGGCUCCUGACUGCUUUCGCACAGGGCUCUUUCAAGGAAUCGACGUAAUUUACGUAGACGAGGAGCUCAUAAGUCAGAACCACAUGAACGAGGAUCUCUACAGUUUGGUUGAUCUGAUAAGGCCAAAGUUCAUUUACGGGUUGAGGCAGCAACAACUGCCAAAGUGGCUGCUCGAUCUGCGUCGGAUUGAUGAUAGAAAUAAGACGUAUAGCCUAUCUUCCGUACAAAAUGAUGCAUUUAAGAUUUAAAACAAACGACCAGUUAACAGUCAAAUAAAAUCUAACUAAGACUACUCCCGGAUUAA
Messenger RNA from Drosophila santomea, 769 nucleotides. RefSeq lists its product as uncharacterized. The transcript is spliced from 3 exons. Lineage: Eukaryota; Metazoa; Arthropoda; Insecta; Diptera; Drosophilidae. The record is from RefSeq and is a predicted model, not a curated record. The coding region runs from base 75 to 713 and encodes 212 amino acids.